Molecule: messenger RNA, 1102 nt
Organism: Erythranthe guttata (spotted monkey flower)
Lineage: Eukaryota; Viridiplantae; Streptophyta; Magnoliopsida; Lamiales; Phrymaceae
Biological process (GO): protein phosphorylation
Cellular component (GO): cytosol; nucleus; EKC/KEOPS complex
Molecular function (GO): ATP binding; protein serine/threonine kinase activity
Source: RefSeq, a predicted model, not a curated record
CCCAAAGCGUAAUUUCCAAAUUCAGCGGAUAAUUUCCAGUACGCCGUCGUAUACCGUUGCCGUUGUACACCUCUGAAACGGAGAAGUGGUAUUGCAAUAACUACACCAUCAACUUCAAGUAGAAUAUCACAGCUUCUUGUACUCUCACAAUGGAGAUCAAGUUAGAUGUAGUGGAAGAUUCCUCCCUUGUUUUAAUAAAGCAAGGCGCCGAGGCUAGAGUGUUCGAAUCGACUUUUGUUGAUCGAAGGUCCGUCGUUAAGGAACGUUUUUCGAAGAAAUACAGGCAUCCUUCUUUGGACUCAAAACUCACUCUCAAACGUCUCAAUGCGGAAGCUAGGUGCACCUCAAAAGCUAGAAAGCUCGGAGUUUCAACUCCAGUGCUAUACGCUGUCGAUCCUUUGCUGCACAGUUUAACGUUCGAGUUUGUCGAGGGCCCCACUGUAAAAGACGUAUUCCUCGACUUCGGAUCAAAUGGUAUUGUUGAAGAACGGUUAGAUGAUAUUGCAACACAGAUUGGUCUUGCUAUUGGCAAAUUGCACGAUGGUGGCCUUGUCCAUGGUGAUUUGACAACAUCAAACAUGUUGAUACGAAGCGGUACUAAUCAGCUGGUGCUCAUUGAUUUUGGUCUAAGCUUCACAUCGAACCUUCCGGAAGAUAAAGCAGUCGAUCUCUAUGUUCUUGAACGAGCUUUGCUGUCUAUGCACUCUUCAUGCGGAAAUGUGAUGGACAGAAUCCUUGAUGCAUAUAAGAAAUCCUCCAAGCAGCGUUCGGUAACCUUGUACAAGCUUGCUCAAGUUCGGCAAAGAGGGAGAAAGCGCUCUAUGGUUGGGUGAGCCCUUGAACAUCUACAUACCAUCAACAAGGCUAUAACUGUAAAAUCACAGCUCUUUGCAGACACCCAGGAAGUUGGAUAUUUUGCUUGCGAAGGAAGACUAAAUGCGAAAAGUUCAUCCGGACAAAUUAUUUCGAAUUAAUUAUUCGUAUCGAUGUCAAGUGUAACUUCGUUUUCGCUGAAACAUUCCACUUGAUUAUUACUUCUAAAGACCAAAAUGUGUAUGUUUAUUCUCGUUAGUUAAAAGCGGUAAUUCCAUGUUCAAAUUUA